UACUAUAUUAAUAAGUUUAGUGAGCUGGAUUAAUAUUGGUUUGAAUCAAAAUGGUUUAUGGAUUAUCCAAUCCAACCCACUUUUUCUCACAUAAUGUUUUAGUCUCUCUCUCUCUUUCUUCUCUCACGAGACGCUCUCUCUUUCUCGAUCUCACGAGACCUUCAUCAUCGAUCACGACAUCGAUCAACCCUUUUGGGUCAUUGCUUUUGGGUUAUCGAUCGCAACACAUCAACUCAUCUUCCUUAUCUUCACUACCAAGGAGACCAAACACUGAGUAUCACCACUACUCUUCCACCAGCGUUGUAUCAACAUCCUUUACGUGUUUGUGGAACACUUGUAGCAGCAAGGUAUCAGUGAUUGUGGAACACUUGUACUACAAGUCUUGUAGCAGCAAGGUGUCAACAAAGAUGAUGAAUAAUGAAGAUCUUCUAAACAGUGGUGGCCAAUCAUCCACAAGUGCAUCACAAACGGCUCUAAUGAUAAUGGUGAAGGUGAGACGGUUGUUAUUAGACCGAGUCCAAAUGAUGUGGAAGACAUGAUCACACGUCCACCAAAGGAGUGAAACAAUGGGCAGACAUAACAAGAGAAGUGAACGAAAUGAUGAAGUGGCUCGAUUGGAAUUAGAGACUUUUGUUUGUGUUCUAUUACCAAACGACCAUAGUUCUUGUUAAUGUGUAAUGGUGGAGACUAGAGAGGCAAUCUUGUUUUUCUUGCUAGACAUUUGAUUUUCUGUUAAUUCAAAUAUUUUGAUGAGUUA
Molecule: messenger RNA, 757 nt
Organism: Brassica napus (rape)
Lineage: Eukaryota; Viridiplantae; Streptophyta; Magnoliopsida; Brassicales; Brassicaceae
Exons: 6
Coding region: 51-539 (162 amino acids)
Source: RefSeq, a predicted model, not a curated record